AUGGCCUUCGACAAACGAACAUCAUCCCCCACCGUCUUCGAACAACAACGCGAAGAACUCGUUCGGGAAAUCGCAGUAGGCAUGGAACAAGUUCUCCAAAACAUCAACCGGCUGAAUCGGAACCUGGAGAGUGUGAUUGCCGUCGGGAACGAGUUCGGCUCCGUCGAGGCCCUCUGGUCUCAAUUCGAGAAUUUCAUGGGCCGUCCGGAUGCCCAAGGAACAGAAGGGAACGCACCGGGCCAAGGUCAAGAGGAGGCCGGGCAGAGUCACAGCCCGAGUCACAGCCAAGAUAUGAGUUACGAAGAGGAGGAUACGGUUACGAAAUAA
Molecule: messenger RNA, 327 nt
Organism: Aspergillus glaucus CBS 516.65
Lineage: Eukaryota; Fungi; Ascomycota; Eurotiomycetes; Eurotiales; Aspergillaceae
Product: DASH complex subunit DAD1
Exons: 3
Coding region: 1-327 (108 amino acids)
Cellular component (GO): DASH complex; spindle microtubule; mitotic spindle pole body
Source: RefSeq, a predicted model, not a curated record